UCUCAAGCAGGGCACAACAAGCCGGCGCGGUGUCUGAAGUUCAGCUCACCGGAAUGAUGUCUGCUGAGCUUUCACAGAGAAGUCAGAGCAUUAAAGUGAGAGAGACCGCUAGAGCAAAAAACCACAAGUCACAACAUCAUAAAAACGGACGAAUUUACCGCACUAAAUGAUUGAGAGAAACAGAAUAGAAAUGGGAAGUACUGUGAAAGGACGUCGGCGCCUUUUGGAGAUCAUCUUGGUUCUUGCUCUCUGUGCAACGCGCGCCAGCGGUCGAGGAGCUGUCAGUGAUGCCCUUGCUGAUUCUCUGUCAUCUGUUGGUGGGACAUUACCUCACUUCCUGCAAGAGCCCGAGGAUGCUUACAUAAUCAAAAACAACCCAAUCAAGCUGCGCUGCCGUGCGACUCCUGCCCUGCAGAUCUUCUUCAAAUGUAACGGGGAAUGGGUCCAUCAGAACCAGCAUACCGCACAAGAGUACAUGGAUCAAAACACUGGGCUGAAAAUCCGCGAAGUGACGAUCAAUGUUACCAGGCAGCAGGUAGAGGAUUUCCAUGGUCCAGAAGACUACUGGUGCCUGUGUGUGGCCUGGAGUCACCUAGGAACCUCCAAGAGCCGUAAGGCCACAGUGAGAAUAGCCUACCUCCGCAAGAACUUCGAGCAGGAUCCUCAAGGGAAGGAAGUGCCAAUCAAGGGCAUGAUUGUGCUGCAUUGCCGUCCCCCAGAGGGAGUGCCCAUGGCAGAGGUGGAGUGGUUGAAAAAUGAAGAAUUGGUUAGCUCCCUUGAAGACGAUAACAUUGACACUCGUGCUGACCACAAUCUGAUCAUCAAUGAAGCCAGGCUCUCCGACUCCGGCAACUACACCUGCCUCGCCAGUAACGUGGUUGCAAAAAGACGCAGUGCAACAGCUACUGUAGUCGUGUUUGUGAACGGUGGAUGGUCUCUCUGGACAGAGUGGUCUCCGUGUAGCGUGAACUGUGGGAGAGGAGUUCAGAAGCGAUCUCGGACCUGCACUAACCCUGCUCCUCUGAACGGAGGAGCGUUUUGUGAGGGCAUGUCUGUGCAGAAGAUCACCUGCAAUGCACUCUGCCCAGUGGAUGGCGUCUGGGAGGAGUGGAGCGAAUGGACGAUGUGUAGCGCGCAGUGUGAGAGGCAGCGAUGGAGGGAGUGCAACGCUCCGCCGCCUCGCCACAGAGGCAAGAUGUGUGAGGGAGAAGGUCAAAGCGCAGAGAACUGCACGGGAGGACUGUGUACGCAAAAUGGGAAGCUGAUGCAUGAUGUUAAGCCUCAGAGUAUGGAGAGCUCUAUUGAUGUUGCGCUGUACUCUGGUUUGGCUGCGGGGGUGAUCGCUGUGGUCGUGCUCAUCGUGGCCAUCACCCUCUACAGGAAGAGUCAAAGUGAGUAUGGAGUGGACGUCAUUGACUCAUCUGCUCUUGCUGGGGGCUUCCAGUCCUUCAACUUCAAAACCACCAGACAGGGUAAUCCACUUCUGCUGAAUUCCUCCAUGCAGCCCGAUAUAACCGUCGGCCAGACGUACAGCAGCCCGAUCUGUUUUCAGGACUCCAUAGACAAAGAGCUCUUUGAUCCCCUGCCAGACAAGGUCAAAGUUCAGAGCUCCUUUAUGGUUUCACUAGGUGUGGCGGACCGGGCUGAGUACCAUGUAAAAACCCAUCCGGAGACCCUUCCUGCUAACCAUCACCCAAACUACAGCACAGUGGAAGCAAAGAAGACCACAGUGAUUGCUCCUAAUGGAAUUCACACACUCAGGAAGACUCAGUUUAAGACGAGUGCGGUGUUUGGGCACCUGGGUGGCCGAUUAGUCAUUCCAAAUGCAGGAGUAAGCUUGCUGGUACCUCACGGAGCGAUUGCCGAUGACACCUCUUGGGAAAUGUACAUGCUCAUAAAUCAAGAAGAGUCUAGUGCCCAAUCAGAGGAAAGGUGUGAGAUUCUGUUAGGGCCAGAGAUCACAUAUGGACCUCCGGGGCUGAACCUGUCCUAUCCUGUUGCCAUGACGAUAGCUCAUUGUGCUGAAGUCAGCGCUGAAAACUGGAACAUUAAACUCAAGAGACAAACCAAGGACAACAAGUGGGAGGAAAUAAUGUCAGUAGAUGAUGAAUCAACCUCCUGCUAUUGCCUGAUGGACUCGCAUAGCUGUCACUUGUUGCUGGAUCAGCCGGGCUGUUAUGCACUGGUGGGGGAACCCAACACCGAUGCCGCCAUAAAGAGACUAAGGAUCGCUGUGUUCGGCAGUAUGGAGGCCUCCUCCGUGGACUACAGCCUGCGAGUGCACUGUGUAGAUGACACACCGCAUGCCUUUCAGAGAGUGGUCACUGCUGAGACCAGUAGAGGAGGUCAGCUUCUCGAGGAGCCCAAGACGCUGUUCUUCAAAGGAAACUGCCUCAGUCUGCAGGUGUCCAUCCAGGAUAUCCCUCAGUUUCUGUGGAGCAUCAAACCCUUCACCACCUGUCAGGAAUUCUCCUUCACCCAAGUGUGGUAUAGCAACCAGCAGCCUGUGCACUGUGCCUUCUCGCUGCAGAGACAUAGCGCCUCAACCACCCAGCUCUCCUGCAAGAUCAGUGUGCGGCAGGUCAGAGGUCACGAGCAGAUCCUGCAGGUCUACACCUCAGUGGGAGAGAGUGAAAAAGAGACAGUCCCAUUUUUUAUGCAGGCAGAUUGCACGGUGACUUCACAGACGGGGGCCAAAGCCUUCAAAAUCCCCCUGUCCAUACGUCAGCGGAUAUGCACCACCUUCGAUACUGCCAACGCCAAGGGCAAGGACUGGCAGCUCUUAGCUCAGAAACUCCACAUUCAAAGGAACCUGUCCUACUUUACCAAGCAGAAAAGUCCCUCUGCUGUCAUUCUCAGUCUUUGGGAGGCCAGGCAUCAGGACAGUGGAGAUCUUGACUCCCUUGCAAGUGCUUUGGAGGAGAUUGGAAAGAUCCACUGUAAAAAUCUGCCUCAGAGUCCAGAUGAAAAAGAAACAGACUUUACGUUUUGAGGGACUCCUGGAGACUACAUGUACGCCACCAGUUGUAAUUCCUCAGCAUUUACAAUUUAGAGUCCAAGUGGACCAAGCUAAGGCAUAUCCAGUCUGAGAAAAGACCCGGACGAGAUGCGACCAAUCAGAUGGUUUCACAUAUCUGUACAUGUGCAAAGGAAGUAUGAUUUGGUAUGAAUUUGGCACAGAUUCAACAGCUUCAAAAUGCUUUUCUCAAAGCAAACAUCAAAGUGCCAAGCCAUCACAUCUUACAUGAAAUUCAGCCUUAGCCUUUCCUUGGUGUUUAUGAUUUUAAUUUUUUUAUUAUUGGUAUUGUGUGGGAUUUUAUUGGUGGCCAGGUUGGAAUGUUCUUGAGCAUUUCCUUGCAUUAACGUCAUAAUUAAAGGGAUAGUUCACCUAAAAAUGAAAAUUGUGUCAUUGAUUACUCGCCCUCAUGUCAUUCCAAACCUGUUAGACCUUCGUUUCAUCUUUGGUCCACAAGUUAAGACGUUUUUGAUGAAAUCCGAGAGCUUUCUGACACUGCAUAGACAGCAACACAACUGAUACGUUAAAGGCCCAGAAAGGUAGUGAUGACAUUAUUUAAAUAGUCCAUGUGACAUUAGUGGUUCAACUGUAAUUUUAUGAAGCUACGAGAAUACUUAUGCUUAAAGAAAACAAAAAUAACAACUUUAUUCAACAAUUUCUUCUUCCCUGUCUGUCUUUGACAUGCAUUUACGAGAGUACCAUGACGUAUGUGUGUGGUGCUGCUGAUGCAGGAACCGGCGAUCUGAUGUAAAACCCAGAUGUGCUGUGCUUUGUUUACCUUGUGGUAUUGUCGUGAACGUGCAUCGACUGACACUGAAGAGAAAAAUCUGUUAAAUAAAGUCAAUAUUUUAGUUUUCUUUGUACACAAAGCAUAUUCUCGUAGCUUCAUAAAAUUAAAGAAGUUCACUUCCAGAACAAAAAUUUACAGAUAAUUUUCUUACCCCCUUGUCAUCCAAGAUGUUCAUGUCUUUUUUUCCUCAGUCAGUAAGAAAUUAUGUUUCUUGAGGACAACAUUCCUGAAUUU
Messenger RNA from Labeo rohita (rohu), 4040 nucleotides. RefSeq names its product unc-5 netrin receptor Db (gene unc5db). Bases 167 to 2992 code for a protein of 941 amino acids. Gene Ontology annotation, cellular component: membrane. The transcript has 17 exons. NCBI's taxonomy places the organism in Eukaryota, Metazoa, Chordata, Actinopteri, Cypriniformes, Cyprinidae. The record is from RefSeq and is a predicted model, not a curated record. Gene Ontology annotation, biological process: netrin-activated signaling pathway. Gene Ontology annotation, molecular function: protein binding; netrin receptor activity.